AUGAAUCAAAGUACAACGGGAACUACUCCCCAUGGAUUAACAUUCUCAGGAGCGUUUACAUUUGGUGAAUCGCAAAGAUUACCAUGGGUUAAAAAAGAUGAUGUGACUGCUAGCAAACUGGAAGUUGAGGGAUGCAAGAAAUUCGAUGAUCAACUUAGAAGAACUGAAUCUAGAAUUUCUAGUAAAAUAUCAAGGAGAAAAUCUAAUCUCCCACAAGAUGAUAAAUUGAAACCUGUGAAAGCACCUAACCCACCUGUUGGAGCAUACAACAUCCAUAAUGUUUAAGUUAUUGAUGAAGAAUAACUUAAAGUUCUUUUGGAGAAAAAUUAAACUAAAGAAUAACAAGAGAAAAUCAAGUAGAUGUAUACUAUUUAAACAUCAAUGGGUAAAAGAUUAUCUGGAGGCGAGUUGGAUCUUCAUUAAACAUGGGCAAUUCACAAACCAGAAGUUGUGAAGGAGCAUCCAAUAGGUCCUGGUUCAUACAAUCCAUCUCUGUCGAAUCAACAUUCAUAGCCUGUUUUUGGAUUUGGCUACAAGUAAGAAACCAAAUGGGCAAAAGAAGGGCCAUCGCCAGACUAAUACUUUAAUUCUGAAACUUUCAGCUAAUUCAAAACUGCCACUAGUUGGGCUACUAGAAAAGGAAAGAAGACUGGAUUUGGAACUGCCAAAAAAUUAUAAUUGCCAAAAUCAAUUGAUGUUGGACCUGGAGACUAUAGGGAAGUAUCUCAAGAGUUAGCCCCUAAAUAUUCCAUACCAAAGGCAGAAAGAGAAUUGCCUUCACAUAAAGUUGUCCCUAGUCCGGAUACAUAUACACCAGCUAUGAAUUAAUUUAAAAAAGCUUUUAGUUUUGGUCAUAAAUAUAUUCCCAUUUUGACUACUGAUUAUUUUGAUCCUGGACCAGGGGCUCACGAUCCAAAACUUCCACAUCCUUCCACUGCCAAAGAAAUCAAAAUGCUCAAAGAAAAUAGAUCCUAACUUGUUGCAAAGGAAUCAUAAUUGAAACCAGGACCUGGAACACAUGACCCUUAAUUACCUGCCACUCGAAUUUCACAUAGCAAAUCAUAAUUAUCUAUGGGAACUGGUGAUAGGUACAAUCCAAAUACUGAAUUUCGACUCUCAAGAGAUAGAGUACCUUCUCCAGGAAAAUACGAUAUCAACUCAAGUUUGUAAGGUCCUAAUUAUUCAAUUCGGCUUAAAUAUGAGCAAAGAAAUCAUAAUGCCACUCCUGGGCCAGGUUAAUAUGACCCAGAUUCUCAACUUGUUUCAGAUUCAUUUACUAAGCCUUUUGAACAUUAUACUAAGGCCUAAACAGCACAUGCCAGUCUAACAAAAGGCAAUAGAUCUGAUCCAGUACUUUCGAAAUUUAAAAAUAUUGGACCUGGUAGCUACUCAUUGCCAUUUAACACAGGUCCAAGAUCAAGUCUCGGAAAGGCAGCUAGAUUCCCUCCUAAGGAAAAAGAAGAGAUAGGUCCAGGGUCCUACUAUAUUACAGGAACUAUUGGAAUCAUACCGAAAUAUCAUUUUGAUAGAAAUAGAGAUAAAAUGCAGUCCUCAUUUUCUUAAUUUGAUAAAUUUAGUAGAUGA
Paramecium tetraurelia is the source of this 1584-nucleotide messenger RNA. RefSeq lists its product as uncharacterized. The transcript is spliced from 4 exons. NCBI's taxonomy places the organism in Eukaryota, Ciliophora, Oligohymenophorea, Peniculida, Parameciidae. The record is from RefSeq and is a predicted model, not a curated record.